Molecule: messenger RNA, 2814 nt
Organism: Myotis brandtii (Brandt's bat)
Lineage: Eukaryota; Metazoa; Chordata; Mammalia; Chiroptera; Vespertilionidae
Gene: ARL5A
Product: ADP-ribosylation factor-like 5A
Exons: 6
Coding region: 661-1089 (142 amino acids)
Biological process (GO): intracellular protein transport; vesicle-mediated transport; protein localization to Golgi membrane
Cellular component (GO): cytoplasm; trans-Golgi network
Molecular function (GO): GTPase activity; GTP binding
Source: RefSeq, a predicted model, not a curated record
AUUAGUGCUUAUUCAAAUAGAAGGAUAUGUGUGUGUGUGUGUUUGGUUGGGUUAAGAAUGUGAAAAUGUGUUUCAUUUUCACGUAACGCGUUUAAAAAACAUACCAUAUGAAGCAUUUGUUAACCGUGGGUAACUUAGCAAGUUACCAAGUAAGUCUAGAGUGUUAUCAUACAGGGAUGCUUCAGUCCAUCUAAACUCAAAUGUUGCCUUGCAAUGCUUAUCAAGUUUAUUAAAAUUUAUUACAGAGUGAGUGUAUAAAACUGGGGAAAGCAUGCAGUUUUAACAAAAAGCCUCCACGGUCAUUAAGAUACAGUAUAGUUAGUGGUAUACUUUUGUUUCUUUUUAGCUCAAGUUGGGUGAUUCAUCAUUCCUGCAGCCAGUAACGCAGCUUGUGUUUUUUUCUCUUGUGUAAGCUGGUGAUUGUGUCACAUCCCAAAGUUUUCCGAUAAGGACUUCAUGAAUGGUGACAUGUGUUGUGUACAACCACUGUGCUCACCUCCUCCUUCGUGGCUCAGCGUCACCUAUAGAAGAUGGUGACCGGAAAUGAGCAGAACUGGGAUUUGUGAUCUCUAGUGCCUCUUUUUAAAAACGAAAGAGCACAAAGUUAUCAUUGUUGGGCUGGAUAAUGCAGGGAAAACUACCAUCCUUUACCAAUUUUCUAUGAAUGAAGUUGUACAUACAUCCCCUACAAUAGGAAGUAAUGUAGAAGAGAUAGUGAUUAAUAAUACACGAUUUCUAAUGUGGGAUAUUGGUGGCCAAGAAUCUCUUCGUUCUUCCUGGAACACUUACUAUACUAACACAGAGUUUGUAAUAGUUGUUGUGGACAGUACAGACAGAGAAAGGAUUUCUGUAACUAGAGAAGAACUCUAUAAGAUGUUAGCCCAUGAGGACCUAAGGAAAGCUGGAUUGCUGAUUUUUGCUAAUAAACAAGAUGUUAAAGAAUGCAUGACUGUAGCAGAAAUCUCCCAGUUUUUGAAACUAACUUCUAUUAAAGAUCACCAGUGGCAUAUCCAGGCAUGCUGUGCUCUUACUGGCGAGGGAUUAUGCCAAGGACUGGAAUGGAUGAUGUCACGACUUAAACUUAGAUGAUCUCUACUGACUUCUUCUCAUAGACUUUAUAUAAACGAAGUGCUGGACUUUACCUGAAAGCUCCAAAAAUUAAUGGUUCAGAUAUAUUUAUAGUAAACUGAUUUAAACUUUUUCUAUAAGAAGAAAAAUUAAGACCACUUAUUUGAAAGCGAAGAUGAAGCCUCACCUUCCAAUCGCUUUCUCAUUAGUUUCUUCCAAAGCCAGGUCUUAAAGCUGUGAUUGACAUUUUUCUCCUAAUGAAUCCUCUCAAGACAUUGUGUAGCCUGUGGUAAGUACAAAAGGAGAGGAAGACAUUUUUUAAAACUUUAAGAGCUUUAUUAUCAGUAUAACCCUCUUUUGUUAAAUGUUCUCUUUUUGUUCCAUUAAGUCAAAAUAUAAAUCAGCACAGAUAUUCAGUUUCUGGUAUUUUAAAAUGUAAUGUUACUUAUGAAAAGUAUUUUGCAUUUGUGUAUGUAUUGUGUAUAUACCUCAACCUCAAGUUAAUGGCUUUGAUUUAUGUUCUAAAGAAAAGUGAAUAACAAAAAUUAAUAAUAUUCUUAAUUAUAACAAUAAUGAAAUGAAUACUGGCAUUGGUUUAAGUGCCAAUUUGUACUUUUCCCCUAUGCUCUCUGCAUUGUACUAAUCAACCCCCAAAAUCAUUGAGCUGCUCUUUAAAAAAAGAAAGAAAAAAAGUUUGACAUUGGAUACCUAUGUUUUGUUGUUCAAAUCACAUACAUACAAACAUGUAAUCCAAUGAGUGGAAUAUCUAUCAAGUUCUUAGAAUUACUAAUGGGCACAAUUGCACAUUGAGCAGUUAUCUGAUUGUUCCCUUUAUGAGACCGUAUGCCAUCUAAAUUACUGAGUAAAUUGUUAAUCCAUUAAUCAAUUAUUAACUGUGAUUAAAAUUACCAACUGAUUUUCAGCAUUAAUGGAAAACUGUUGUGUGAAAUGUCUAUCCAGAGAAGUGUCACCUUAUAAAUAUUAUCAAAUAAUUUAGCUAGAUUCUUCUUAAGUAUUAAAUUAUUUGUCAAGCAUUUAAAGUGAAUUUGAAAUGAAAAGUAAAGCAUAUUUUCCAAGCAACAAAGAUAAUUUAUUAAUUUGAACAUUUUUAAUUCUUAACUUCUGAAAUAGUUGGAGAUUUUUUAUUUCUAUGUUUUCUUUUAUCUUCUUAUAACACGUGAAUGUAUUGUUUGGCAAGUAUAAAAUACAAUUUUUUUUAGUGCUUUUAAGAAUUUGUUUUAAAAAUUGAUCAACAUAAUGCAUUAUUUUUUCUAAGAAAUAACUUGCCCCAAAACACCUUCUAUGUUCGUGUAGGUUUUUGUUUUUUUUUCAAUAUCUGAAAAGUCACAGGUAUUUCUGUUGUAUCUGUAAACACUUACCUAACUAAAUGUGUUCAGAUAUAUUCUUGAAUACGCAGUCCCUGAAAAUCUGAACAGUAAUCCAAGCUGGCAUGUUUUAGAAUAUUCAAGAAAAAAAUAAUUCCUUUUAAUACCAGCCUUUUAGAUUUUGUGAAGAUUUUGAUGAGGGAUAAACGUAUAUACUGUAAGCAUUGACAAAACUUUAAAAGUUCCUUUCUACAGAAUUAAAAUGCUCACUAUCUAAGUUCAACUCGGGCAUAGGAGAUGAUCAGUGUUUAAUGUUGGAUGUUUUGUGUUUUAUAUUUAUAUUAUAAUGUUCAAAAUGCAAGUAUAAUAUUUUAUUAUUUGUCAACUUUUACAAAAGUAAAUUCUAAAUUACUAAGCUUUA